Python bivittatus (Burmese python) is the source of this 2138-nucleotide messenger RNA. The record is from RefSeq and is a predicted model, not a curated record. Lineage: Eukaryota; Metazoa; Chordata; Lepidosauria; Squamata; Pythonidae.
CAAACAGCAGGAUUGAGGGAUAUGCAAAGACCAUGGCUGAGAAAAGAAAACCACUGCAAUGUUGAUAAACUCAGGAGAAACCCAGGACCCUCUUUAUGCUGCCUGUCUUUUGGUGUCCUAAUGGGAAUUUGAAACUCCUCAGCUUACUGGAUCGCACAAAGCAUUUUUCACAGCAAGUGGGAUGGACGGCAGGAGCAAAGCUAAGAGCAGAUCUGUAAAAAGGCAAGUACGAAUCCUCUUCUUAUUGUCUUUCCUCAGCCAGACUGUCUCAGAGCACGUUCGCUAUUCAAUUCCAGAGGAAAUGGGAAAGGGUUCCAUUGUGGGGAAUCUUGCCAAGGAUUUGAGACUGAAUCCUGCAGAAGUAGGAAAUCGCAACCUGCAUAUCCUUUCUUUAGGCAAAAGGCAAUACUUCUCCAUUAAUGCCAAAAAUGGGAAUCUGUAUGUAAAUGACAGGAUUGACAGAGAGGAAAUCUGUGGGGAAACUGCUUUCUGCCCCAUCAGUUUUGAAGCAGUGUGUGCAAACCCUAUGGACAUAUUUUAUAUAACAGUAGAGAUCCAGGAUAUUAAUGAUAAUGCACCACAUUUCUUAAAUGAUGAUAUCAAGCUAGAGAUAAUUGAAUCCUCUUUACCAGGAGCCACAUUUCUUCUUGAACAAGCAGAAGAUCCUGAUAUUGGGACAAAUUCACUCCAGGAUUAUCAUCUAACAAUUAACCAAUAUUUUAUUCUAGAUAUUAGCAAACGUGACUCUGUAAACAAGUAUGCAGAAUUAGUAUUGGAAAAACAGUUGGAUCGUGAAAGUGAAAGUGCCAUUAGUUUGACACUUACGGCUCUUGACGGAGGGAACCCUCCAAAAACUGGAACAGCUAAAAUAUUGAUCAAAGUCAUUGAUGCUAAUGAUAAUCCACCCAUCUUCAGUCAAAAAGUGUACAAAAUCAGCCUCGAAGAGAAUGCAUCAAAGGGGUCUACAUUAAUACAGGUGAAAGCCACGGACCGAGAUGAAGGUUCCAAUGGCCAGAUCAACUAUAGCUUUAGCAAUAUUGCUGACAAUGCUCAUCAGAAAUUCAACUUACAUCCACAAGAUGGACUUAUAACAAUUCAGGAAGAGCUAGACUUUGAGGAAACAGAGAAGUAUACCAUAGCAGUAGAAGCAAGGGAUGGAGGUGGAUUAGUAGCUCAUUGUAAUGUUGAACUAAAGCUAUUAGAUGUGAAUGAUAAUGCCCCAGAAGUGAUUCUUGCCUCCUCAUCCAGAGAAAUUCCUGAAGAUUCUGAAUUAGGAACACUGGUAGCCCUUAUCAGUACAAAUGAUAAAGAUUCAGGGGAUAAUGCGGAGGUUAAUUGCCAUUUACAAAAUACUUCCCCAUUCAAAAUAGUAUCAGCCUCUAAUAACUAUUAUAAGCUGCUUACAGAUGGUCCCCUAGACAGAGAAAGCACACCAGCAUACAAUCUUACAAUCACAGCCACAGACAAAGGUACACCCCCUCUUUCUACACUGAAAACCAUCUCACUAGAGAUUUCAGAUAUCAACGAUAAUGCCCCUGCCUUUGAGAAAUCCUCUUACACUGGUGCCCACACUGGUGAAAUCAGGACGUUGCGGACGUUUUUGGAAAGAGAUGCUCUGAAGCAGAAGCUAGUGGUCUUAGUAAAGGAUAACGGGCAGCCCCCACUCUCUGCUACAGUCAGUCUCAAUCUGGUUUUUGCUGAAAACUUCCAAGAGGCACUUCCAGAAAUAAGUAACCAAACCACUGAUUCAGAGCAUCAGUCUGAGCUGCAAUUCUACCUAGUGCUGGCCUUAACUUUGAUCUCAUUUCUAUUCCUCUUGACUGUAACUCUGGUCAUUAUGAUGAAACUCCGACAGUCAGGGAACCCAAAGUUCCUUCAGUGCUUCAGUCCUGUUCCCCAUUCAAGCAAUGCUAUUGUAUUCCCACCAAAUUAUGAGGAAGGGACAAUUCCAUAUUCCUAUCAGCUCUGCUUAUCAUCCGAGUCCAAGAUUCAUGAAAUUACUUUUCCAACUCCCAAAGGUCAAAGUGCCGAAUAUAUUUUAUCCAACCAAAACUCUGAUGCACUCCUGUCAACUACUGGAGCCAAUAUCAUAAAUUCUGAGAUGGAUAAAACUAAUUUGGUGAGUUUUCUUUUGAAGA